GCUUGGGGGAGCCCAGCUCCGCAGAGCCACAGGGAUCCCCUCUCGCUGCUGGCCCAGAGCAGACCACAGCAUGUGAGCAGAAGGGGAAGCCUGGAGCGGGAUCCCUGCCUGCCCCCACCUGGACUCGACACUGCUGGAGCCACAUCUUGCACUAAGAGGAAGAGGAAAAGACAGUUCAUUCCCUGUUGCUAAAAAUGGGAGGCAGCAUCUGUCCAGCAGACCAGGAAGGGAAGCUCCAGACCUUGCCUGUGGGGCAUCCCUGGGAGCGUGGCAGUGGCACGGCCCUGGGCCACUGAGGGGUGUCGGGGCGGUGUGGCUGCAGAGCGGGGGCAGCAUGCUCUUCCACAGCCGCAAGAUCCAGCUCCUGCUGGUCAACUCCCUGACGUUCGGCCUGGAGGUCUGCCUGGCUGCCGGGAUAACCUACGUGCCUCCGCUGCUGCUGGAAGUGGGUGUGGAGGAGAAGUUCAUGACCAUGGUUUUGGGGAUAGGACCUGUCCUUGGCUUGGUUUUCGUCCCACUGAUUGGAUCCGCCAGCGACCACUGGCACAGCAGCUAUGGCCGAAGGCGACCUUUCAUCUGGAUGCUUUGCCUGGGAGUCCUGCUGAGCCUCUUCGUUAUCCCCCACGCCAGCAGCCUGGCCAGCCUGUUUGCCCUCAACACUCGCCCGCUGGAGAUUGCUUUCCUCAUCCUGGGCAUCGGGCUACUGGAUUUCUGCGGCCAGGUCUGCUUCACUCCGCUGGAGGCCCUGCUCUCAGACCUCUUCCAGGAGCCAGACAACUGCCGCCAGGCCUUCUCCCUCUACGCCUUCAUGAUCAGCCUGGGGGGCUGCAUUGGCUACCUGCUUCCAGCCAUUGACUGGGGCGGCAGCUUUCUGGCCCCGUACCUGGGAGGGCAGGAGACCUGCCUCUUCAGCCUCCUGGCCGUCAUUUUCCUCGGCUGUGUGCUGGCCACACUCUUUGUGACCGAGGAGGCAGCCACCCAGGCAGAUGUUCUGGAUGGCCCAGUGCUGAAGGACGCUCCCUCUAAGCCCUCACCACCCGCCUGCUGCUCUUGCCAGCUCUCCAGGAGCUCGUGUCUCCUGCAGGCCAGGCACAUGAUGCAGGCCCUGAGAAACCUCUGCACGCUGCUGCCUCGGCUUCACAGCCUCUACUGCCGCAUCCCCAAGGUCAUCCGCCGCCUCUUCGUGGCUGAGCUCUGCAGCUGGAUGGCACUCAUGACUUUCAUGCUGUUCUACACAGACUUUGUUGGGGAGGGGCUGUACCACGGUGUCCCCAGAGCCAAGCCGGGCACGGAUGCCAGACGCCACUAUGAUGAAGGUGUCCGGAUGGGCAGUUUGGGCCUCUUCCUGCAGUGUAUCACAUCCAUCUUCUUCUCGACAAUCAUGGACCGGAUGGUGAAGCAGUUUGGGACGCGGGCGGUCUACCUGGCCAGCGUGGUGUUCUUCCCCAUGGCUGCCUUCGUCAUGUGCCUUUCCCACAGCGUCGUCGUUGUUACCAUCUCCGCUGCUCUGACGGGCUUCACCUUCUCUGCACUCCAGAUCCUGCCCUACACGCUGGCAUCCCUGUAUCAUCAUGAAAAACAGGUAUUCUUGCAUAAAUACAAGAGCAAAGAGGAGGAAGAUGCAGCUCGAUUGGACAAGAAAUCAGCUUUCUCUAAAGGCCUGCUUUCCAGCCAGAAGCUUCCUUACCAGAACGGGCAUGCUGGGAGCCUCUUCUCCUCUUCCUCUUCUUCCUCCUCACCUCCAGCCGCCAGCUCGGCUCUGUGCGUCAGCUCCUCCUGCGACGUCUCGCUCAUGAUGAUGGUGGGAGAACCAGACUCGGUGCCUCCUGGCCGAGGGAUCUGCCUGGACCUGGCUAUUUUGGACAGUGCUUUCCUCCUCUCUCAGGUCGUCCCCUCCCUCUUCAUGGGGUCCAUCGUCCAGUUUACGCAGUCGGUGACUGCCUACAUGGUGUCGGCUGCCGGCUUUGGCCUGGUAGCCAUUUACUUUGCAACCAAAGUUGUCUUUGAUAAGAGUGACAUGGUGAAAUAUUCCGUGUGACGUGGGAGGCACGAGGGCAGCACGCAGGCGCCUGCACGUGGCAGAACGAGACGUGCGUGUGUGUGUUCACGUGGCCGCUGGUGCGAAGCCUCGUGUGGCCCCUGCUCUCGCCGUCUCCCCGUUGCUGUGGCCCUUGGGGGGUAGUUCUGGGGCUGGGGGCAGGAGAGAUGCGGCAGGGCUAAUCUCAGGUGUAAAUAUGAGGCAUCGGGGCGUUGCGCUUCGGGCCAUCAGUGCUUUCCAAAGGUGCCUUUAUCAAAAGAAAGCACAGCACAGCCAGCACCAAAGGGGGUUAUACAGGGGAGAGAAAGGAAAUGGGAUUUUCCUUUAAUAACGGGUCAUGUUUCUGAGCAGGAGAGGCAGUGGUACGGGAAGGGGAGGGAAGAAAUCAUUGGCUCUCCUGUUUUCCAGUUAUAGCUGUCUCCUCUUCCCCUGCUUGUUGUAGUUUUACUCAACUUCUUGAGCAAUACUUCUGCAAAUAGGACACCGGGAGGAGAUUUCCUUGGAAAAAAAAAAAAAAAAAAAGAUGGAGGUUUGGCCAUGGAGCAAAGGGGGUGCGUAUGUGUGCUCGCACGUUUCCGUCCUUCCCCACCUCUGCUCUGACUGGGAGAAACCAUUUCGGAGAAAAGUUACUAUGUCUUGUUUGGGAAAAACAAGUUACGUUUCAUUAGGACCAAUUCCAAAAGGUGACUUAACCUUUUACCUAUGUACCAAGUUGCAUCAGAUAGAAAGGGCUUCUUAAUAUUUUUUUUUUUUAAUGAUUGUUUUUAGCUUUCCUCACACAGUUCUCAGCAACUCUGACCUGUGACUCCUCAGCACUCAGAACUGCCGCCUGCUCUCUCCCCUAACAGAUCUAGACUGUUGUGCCUCUUCCACACCAGGCCCCCAAAAGAUGCUGCCACAUCCCAAGAAAAAUCUAUUCUCGGGGGGUUUUCAGUCCUGUGACAGUGUGGUAGAGCAGGAAGAGCUCUCCUGCAAGGCUUCGGGGGGACAAGAGUACCAGGCCUGAGGAAUUGCUUGUCGCUGGCCACUAGUUGAACUCAGCACUAGUCGCUACCACAGCAGGUACCUGGAGUUGGUCCGACUGUGUCGGUUUUCCCUCAAAGACGUGUCCCCAGAGCAGCCUUCUAGACCAGACUCUUCUUUCCAGACAGACAGGCUCCCGGCUGUGCUGGCGGGCAGGCAGGAGCGCAUCUCGCGGAGCGCGCUGCGCCCCGGUACCCAGCGCGGUGCCUGAGCUCGCACCUUGCCAGCAGAGGCUGCUGGAAACAGCAGCGUAAACAGGAGGUGGGCAGGAUGAAAUGUGCCUGCAGCCGCUCUGGCAGGGGCUCACAGAGCAGGGUGAGCCUCCUUCUUGGUGUGCUGGACAAAAGGAACAGGACAGACACUCUUGAUGUUGUUUGUGCCCCUGGUUUGCCAAUGCAGAUUACAUAUUUAAUAUGCUCUACUUGUUUGGGCUUUUUAAAAAUUAUUUUAUUCCCAGCCAGGAGUCGAGACUCCUACUGAGGCACAGUGUGAACAGUUACCGGUGCCUUUUGCUCCCGGAGCACUGGGUUGUUCAGGCGGUUCAGCUCCCAGGUGUGAGUCCCCUUCCAGUGGCAGAAGAGUGGCUGCAGCUGCGUGUCCUUCUGGCCAGUCCCAUUCCCCACACGAGCGGACCAGCUGAAAUAAUUCUGCUGAGGGCAGAUGUCUACCACUCCAAGACUACCCGCACACCAAGUAGGAGUCAAGAUCCUGGCGCACAGUCGGCUCUUAGACUUUGAAAUGAUCCAAACUCUGCCUACAGCGCAUGGAGGAAAGCAGCUUUGGGAGUACACAGGAGUUCAACAGUCCUUAACUUUGGCUGGUCUAAACAAAGUGUUUGUGACUAAUUUUCUGUGGAGGUGUGUGGGCAGUGAAAUGCUCUUUUGAGGCUCGGCAGAAGGGCAAAAUGUUGCUAUUUUUCCAAGGUCUUGUCAGACCAUUUCUUGGCAAGGUCACUCCCCUGCUGUCUGCAGACGGGUCCAGAGAAGGCUUCUCCUACGUUUUUUAAACAGUUCUUUCCCGUAAAGGGUCACUGUUUUUGUUUUAUUUCUUCUCAAAUUAUAUGCCUACCAGCCUCCCUUUCCCACAGCAAGGUUUGUGUGCUGAAACGCAGCUGCUUUGGGGAUGGGUUUGGCAGCUGUUUAACCGCCUACGGAAACAGUUUUUCAUCUGUACUUCCUACCCUGGUCUCUGUCCACUUCAGGCUUCAGGAGGAAAUCUUUGAGGCAAAAUAUUAUUGCCAGAGGUUGGAUGUUUCUUGGACGAAUGUUCCUAGUGACCAGUAACCUCUAACCCAAGAUUUUUCAAACAGGUCCCUACCUGAGUGCUGAAGAAUCCUUAAUUUUUAUUUUUUUUUUCUUACGUAAAGUGUGGGGAACCUUCACACAUGGAGGCUGCUACAAAUGAUAAGUGCUUUUGAUAAUUGAGCCAUUUACUUAAGUGCCUAAAGAGUACUUCCACACCAAACUUGAGGUGUUCAGGUUUGAUGAUAAAGGCCUUGAAUGCUUCAUUACAGACAUCCAAGUGAUAAAGCAGCGGGCUGGAGGGGGGAGACAGCCUUGUUUUACAAUGUCCUUUGGUUUGGAAUGUGAAAGAAUAAGAUGCUGCAGUUCCUGAUGCAUAAUUGUAUCUGUCCCUGGAGAGGAGAAGACUUAAGCUUGCCAGAUACCCCGACUGACCUGCCCUCCACCCGCUGAGGUGGCUUUGGUGUGGCUAUAGCCUGGCUGUAGCUGGUGGACAUGAGUAGGUUUGGGCUCAGGGCGCAGCAGGCUCUGUCUUGGCUGAGCGGGAGCGCUGGGGGUCAGUCAGUGCAGGUUGGGUCUCAGGCCUGUCCUCCGCUGAUAGACCGAGCACGUCUUCAGCCCCCCCUGUUCCUCCAUCCCCAUCACUGCACUGGGUCAGGGAUUUGGCACCCGAAUCUCCUCGGCAAAUCUGGCUGCAUCCAGAGUGUUGAUCCUGCUGGUCCUAGCAGAGGGCAGGCUGGCUUUGUCCUGUUCUCUCCCAGUUCACAUACGCUUCCCUUGAUUGUCUACCAAGAGACUCUUGGAUUUCUCCUCUCCCCCUGGCACCCUUCUUCCCAUCUCUCCGUCUGGAGUGAAACCCAGCGGAUUCAGGAAUUCUGAAUUCCGGUUACACCAGGAGAAGGUUGGGGCCGUUUGCCCCGAGAGCGUGGCUGUUUGCAGGAGGGGAGGGCUGUAGGAAACCGCUGCAGCGCUCGGGUCCUGGGCAGGAGGGGGACCAGGGCAGCCGCUUUCUGUGUGAGAGUCCAGCAGGGAGGGAAGACAAGGCAGCAGUGCCAGAGAACGGGGAGAGAUCAGGGCGAGGGAGUGGGGGGAAGAGGGGGUUCGGGGCAAAUCGGAGGCCUGUA
Messenger RNA from Athene cunicularia (burrowing owl), 5426 nucleotides. RefSeq names its product solute carrier family 45 member 3 (gene SLC45A3). The transcript is spliced from 5 exons. Gene Ontology annotation, biological process: transmembrane transport. Gene Ontology annotation, cellular component: membrane. Bases 335 to 2038 code for a protein of 567 amino acids. Gene Ontology annotation, molecular function: sucrose:proton symporter activity. NCBI's taxonomy places the organism in Eukaryota, Metazoa, Chordata, Aves, Strigiformes, Strigidae. The record is from RefSeq and is a predicted model, not a curated record.